Molecule: messenger RNA, 146 nt
Organism: Strongylus vulgaris
Lineage: Eukaryota; Metazoa; Nematoda; Chromadorea; Rhabditida; Strongylidae
Source: the annotation of a GenBank genome assembly
AUGUCAGCUAAUGCAGGAAAGAACAGUGAAGAACGAAUGGAUGUGACUGAGGCCAAACAAGAACCAGUUGAAGAUGUGAAAAUGGAGGAUGGAGACCAUGCAGAGGAUGAAAUGGAAGCUGAGGAAGGAGGUAAUCUUUUGUAGGU